This is a messenger RNA of Stylonychia lemnae, 6519 nucleotides long. The record is from the annotation of a GenBank genome assembly. NCBI's taxonomy places the organism in Eukaryota, Ciliophora, Spirotrichea, Sporadotrichida, Oxytrichidae.
AUGCCUAUAAUCCUUUCACAAAUGAUCCAGUCUAAAUUGCACAAUAGCAAUGAUCAAGCAAGAAAUUUGAUCGAUUUAAUAGAGUAAGAGUAAUCUCAUAGAGAUGUUGAAGAAGAUGAAUUUUAUCAGCAGUAUUACAAUGAAAGACUUUACUAGAUGAAUAAUUCCUUCCUACAGUAAACCCUAACUUCAGAGCAUAUGCCUCAGCCUAAGUUGUCUAGAGAUUCAGCAGUUAGUAAAAAUUUCGCUUUGACAUUCAAUGCUAUCGUCUCUGAUUCUGAGAGAGACUAGUCUAUAUUAUAUGUUAUUGCAGGUGCUCCAAAUACAGGGAAAUCUACUUUUAUUAAGCAAUGCAUCUUAAAGCAGUGUGAUAAAAUAUUAUCUAAAGAUACAAACAAAAGUAGCACUUAAAUAAGCACACCAUUUUAUAUCGACUGCAGAUCUAUUGUUAAUAUCAAUGUAAACUCGCAAGUAAAAAGAAAUAUUCAGCAAAAAGGAUUCAUCAAGUAUAUGAUUGAACAAUAAGAGGCGUAAUACUCUAAGCUACUCAUCGAAGAAUAUGAUAGCAAAAAUCUUCUUGUUUAUAUUGAUGGGAUUGAUUAGAUUGGGCAGUUUAAAUAUCAAGUGCUACAAAUAAUCAGAGAUCUACUCUAAAAUAAGCAAUUGAAUAAUGUAGUAAUUUGUUUAAGGCAUCUAUUGCUAAGUCAGUUAAAAGGACUUGAUAAAAUAAAGAUAUUCUAGAUGCAAAUGCCUUUUGAUGCUUUGACAGUGAAUAACAUGAGAAAGUAAAUGAACUCAGGCUAAUUCGAAAAAUUUAAUUAGUUUCAAAAAGAUGUAAAGAUAAUUUAAGAUGAAUCAGAUUUACAAGAUAUACUCACAAUUUGUCUCCCUGCAAUUGCAUUUGAAGCUCUUACUAGAAAUUUAAAAGAUUUUUCUGAAGUAGACUUUCAUAGACUUUAGAGAUUUAAUAACUGGAAAAAAUUCUUAAAAACUAUCGGAAAACCCUCUAUAAAAGAUUGCUAGAGAUUAUUAUUCAGUAUGAGUGAGUAAAUCUGCACAUUUUUGGAUGCUAUGAACUCAUUUAUGAUUAAUUCUACACUUGAUAUGAACAGAACAACUCAUAUGCUGUCAAAAAAUGCUUCGAAUAAAGUUCUCAUUAAAAAUAAGUAAUCUUUAAAGGAUAAAAUUCAAGAGGGUAAACCUUACAUGAUUAAUGACUAUCUAAAUAACUCAGGAUACUCUUUUAUUUCAGAGACCUCAAACGAAGAUGCUAAGAUAGAAACAGAUAAAGAUUUAAAUUUAGAUAUUGGUAUAAAUUAUGCUUAUGAUACUAAAUUUCCUACACCUUAAAGACUAUCACUGACUUAGAUGCCUACACCUCAAGAUAUAUAUCAAAGAGCAUUUAUGGACAAUAAUCCAAAUAAUAUUUUACUACAAAGUUUCGUUGUUGAACCAAUUUCAAAAGAAUACAAUUCUAGAAACCCUGGUAUAGUUGCUGUCGAGUCAUGUUUGAUUGAAGAAAAUGAGGAGGCAAUUACUAAUAAGCCUGUAAUUGGUAAUCAUGGUAUCCAAGGAAUCACUUAGAGUAAUCUCAACAUCAUCAAUUAAGAGGUUACAGUUAUCAAUAAAAAGAAGUUACAAUUCAAACAAAACCCUAGCAAUUUACCCUCUCAUAGAGCAUCUGGAUAUAUUAAUGAUAGACAUCUUCGAGAUCAAGGGUUACACAAUAGGGAUGAGUCAACUGCUACUCUCUUAAUGGAAAAAUCUCCUGUUUCAACUUAAAGAAGCAAAAUUAAUCUAAAUGCUCUAAUGGAUGCCUAUAAUAACUUAAAUAAGCAUCCAUCAGUACUAGCAUUUAAUCAUAAAAAAUUAGAUGAUGAAAAACUUAGAUUCAAUCUCAUGAUGAAUAAUCAAAAUCUGCUGCAGUAGCUAAAUAUGGUAAACCUUCCUAUUUCAGGUAGAGAGAGUGCUCUAUCAUUGAAUCCUUAUGCUUAAGGGGCUAUUGAUUUCGAAGACGAAGAAGGAAAUAUCAAUAGAUUUUAAACUUUGAGAUAUCUUGAAAAACUUUUAGUUAUUAGAUCUAUCAAGAAAUAAAUCGAUUAUGUUAAGAUAUACCUUGGGCUUAUGAUUUCAAACACUAAAUCCAUAUUUAUCUUAAAUAGAGCUUUAUCCAUUAUUUAGAGAUUUUCUGAUGUAAUCACAUAACAUUCAAAGCUCUUUAAAUUAACAUUGAAAACUAGAGAUGACUUAAUAGAAUUAAAAUACAAGCUAUUGCUUAAAGAGGACUUCUCUUUUCUAAAAGUUAUGCCUACAGCAGAUAUAAUGAGGCCUGUUUUAUUGAUCUUGCAUAAAGUUAUUUAAAAGUUAGAACCUAAAAGCAUUUAAGAAGAUCAGUUGAAUGAUUUCAUUCUAAUAAUUGACAUUGUUUAGGAUUUCACUACAAAUCAGGAACUGUAUAAGCUUAAAUCAAGAAAAGAACAUUAGAUUAUUUUUGACAUUAGCGGAGAAACAAAUAAUUCUACAGUAUCCAUAGCUUCUUCAGCCACUAAAAGCACAAGUAAUAACAAGAAUAGUCUAUUAUCUCCUACAACUCCUUCAAAGUUAGAUAGAUUUAGUGUUGGUACAUAAUCCUCAUAAUCUAAUAACUUUAAUAAUUCAAAGCUUUCCUCAGUCUCUAAAAGGACUAUAAAUCUUGAUAAGGCAAAUAACAUUUAAAAAAUGUCAUUUCAAUAGCAAUAGAAUCUCAAAAAUAGAUCAUAGUCAUCUUCAAAUACAUAUAGACAAGGAUUGACAGUAAGAGAUCAAAGCAUCUUAUUUUCCCCUACUUCAGCCAAGGGAAAUAAUGAUGAGAAGCAAAGAGAACUGAAAUGGAAGGAAAUUCUACACAAGGAUAAGAAAAUAGUGGAGGAAACUGCCAUCAAAUUGAUUUCAAUAUUCAUUGAGUCUGAUGAGUAAAUAAACAAAAAUAAAACUGAGAAGUUCUAAUUCUAUGUUAAACUUAUUGAUAUAUAAGUCUUGAAAGAUUUACUCAUGAGAUUUGGAUUUCUAUCAGAGUAGUCAUUCUUGACCUUGAUCGACACAUCCUAGAAUAUUCCUAAUGAUACUAAAAAAGAUACUAUACUUUUAAGAAUAGAUAAAAAUAUAGCAAAGCAUUAUGCUCUAAAAUAACUAACUGACUAGAACUUAGAUUAAGAAAAGAUUUGCAAAGUCAUCAAAUCUUUCUAACUGAGCUUCAACUAGAAUGUGAUCAAUUUGAAUUCUCAAAUUUUAAAGAUACUCUCCUACUUUGUGGAUGACUCUGAUAGUAAAGUGCAAUUAGCAGCUCUUUAGACACUUAAUGAGAUUUUGAGCUAUUACAGCAAUUUAGAGAUAACUUAUGUAAUUACUGAUGCAUAAAGUCAAUUAGCCGCUGUGCCUCAUGUGCUCAAAGACAGAAUCUAAAUGUUUAAUUCAGAUGAUUAGACCUCGUACGAUCUUCUCUAAUGUUAGAUCAUCAAAGAAUAAGUGAGAUGCUGCAGUUUGCUCUAUUUGAUAUUUGAUAGUCAUAAGAAAUUCGGACAAAAUCAAGCUAAAUUCCAAAAUGUUGUUGUAGAAAAUCAGAAUUCAGAGUAUUUCAUGGACAGCUUAGAUCAUUUAGUUAGCGACUACAUUAUCAAAAGUUUUUUCAGCAUUCAAAAACACUCAGUUCAAGAAAUCGUUAACUUCAUCAGUUUGCUUGCAGCUGAUGUUAACCCUACUAACAUUUAGCUGACUAAACUUAUACUUCAUAUAAUACUGAAAAUCAUCGAUUAUGUGAAUGAUAACUCCUAGAUUUAAGUUAUCAAGACAGUUGUUUGGAAAGUAAUCAUCAGUUUCUUUGAAGAUAACGAGAUAAAAUAAGUAGCAUUCGAUAUAGUUUGCUCAUCAAUAUCACUAGCUCAUGAGCUGAAUAAUCUGAUUCAGAGUUUCAUUAAUAUAAAUAAAAACCAAAACAGCUCAGAACUUAUUGUUCUUCUGAGUUUUAAACAGUUACUAAAGCACAUUAGUAUUAAAAGAACAAAAUUAGAAUGGGAUUUAUCCUAAGCUUAAAUGUCAUACAGAUAAUCAGUUAAUUCUGGAGUGGGUAGCGUUCAUGAGAAAUUGCUAGACACCAGUAGCUACUUAAAUCAAGACACUCUCAGAAGAUUUGAAUUAGGAUUAUCUGAGUAAAAAUCGAAGAGAAAGAUUCCAAUGAUCAACCAAAGCCUAAAGAAAACUUAAAUAAACAUGAGUAAAUUAGUUGAAAAGCAAUCUAAACUUAGCAUUGGAGUUAGAAGUGCGAAUAUUAAAUUAAACCCAGCACAGUCAUAGCCAAAGUCGAAGCAGAGCAGUGAAUUAAUAUAGAAGAUAUCGUAAAGUAAAAGCCAGACAAAAGAACCAUAGAUAGUAAACUUUUAGAUUUAAAACAUCAAUCAGUCACUCUACAUUGACUUAAACAGUGUUGAUCUUAGUAAAAGAUUAGAAAAUCUGAGGGUAAUUGAGAGUCAAGUUAAGGCUUUAAUAGAAUCAUUAAAUAGUGGUGUAAGAUAGCCCUACAGUCCUGAUAAUAGAAAUAACUAAAAGUACUAAGACAUUACCAUUAAGGAAAAUAACUUGAUUCUCUCUCUAGAUCAACCUACACUCGUACCAUAGUAUAGAUCAUUAAUGGCAUCCCCAACUUAGAAAAAUAUGAAAAGAUCUGGAGAUUUAGAUGAUUUUCCAUUGGCGAAUCAAACUGCUAAAAGAAAGAAAGAAGCUCCUAAAACUGGCAACUUAGCACAAUUUAAAAGAAGAAGUGGCUCAUCAACAAAUAUGGGUGUGAGAAAGUUUGAUUAGUCCUUUGACAAGGGAUCAGGCUAACUAAGUAUUAAGUAGGAAAUUGAUUUUAGAGAUAUGGAUAGAUUAAAGGAGCCUUCAUUACAGAUCUAGAAAAGUGUAAACAAGCCAAGUGAUCAUAUUGUUUCAACCAAAGUAAUGCUGUCUUAAUCAUAGCCUAGAAAGCAUAAGGUGUUUCUUAGGAACAUGUAAAAGUACAUGAAUCCUAACAUGAAUCUUCACAUUAAUAUUUAGCAGGCUGAAAAAUCUCCAAAAAGGAUAAAUAUCCAAGAUGGAUCAGUGUCUCAAAGGAAAUAGAAAUCUCCAAAUCAUUUGAAGUCUAAUAUUUCAACCUAAAAUUCAGUGAAAAGGGAGCCAACUCCGACAAAAUCUCAUAGUAAAAUGGAAUAGACAUAUAAAAGUAAAAUCAUAGUUCACAGUCAGCAGUAGUCUCAAAUGAAUCAAAUACUUUCUGCCAAUAAAAAUAAUCAGUAGAAACCUGUUGAAGAGAGUAAGGUUCUGAAUGUUAAGGCAAGCAAUCCUCAUGAAAGGUAAAAAGUGUAUACAACUUUCUAAAAAAGAGAUAUGAGUUUCGAGGUGUCUGUUUCUGCUAGAGGGAAAGCAGAGUCUUAGUAUCUUGAAAAUGGAAAGUACUUGACAACUUAGGAACAGCUGAUAAAUGAUGGACAGGAAGAUGGAUCGAUUCGAGGAAUCAAUUCAAAUUAGUAGAGAGAGCAUAGAUAAUCAAACUAUUCUUCUGAGUUUUCUGGAGUCAAGUUACAAUCAAAGAUCAACUAAUUCUAGUAGAUAUCUAGAACUAAUAAUGUCAACAGAUUGCAAUCUUCCGCAACAUAAAAAGGAUUUAUGAGUCACGAUGUUUAUGAUUCUAGCUCCAAAGUUUUUGAUUCCCCAUAAAGUUAUGAUGAGCUAAAUUAUGUAUCACCACAGUUACAAUCAGUGAUCAAGAAAAUGGAAAUUUACAAUUCUCUGUUUAAUCCUCCUAAACUUACCAAAGAACUACUUAAAGUUCUACAAGAUAACAUUGUUGGAUCUUUCCAGGACAAGUCACUUUAGUAAGAUUUAUAUUUGUAAUAUAUUAGACUCUUUGAGAUUAUGAUUGAGAAUUUUAUUCUUGAUGAAGUCAAAGAUACAUAAAUCGAAAAAGUGAUUGAUGGGAUCUCCGAAGCUUCAAUCUCUCUUCUAGUUAAAACGUUUUAAUUGAUAACAAAUGAAGAUGAAGUACUUAUCAAGAUACUCUACAAGCUAGAAAUACUUUUGAACUAUGAUUCCCCUGAGAACUCAUAAAAGUCUUAGAUUAUUCGUUAAAUUGGCUAGAAAAUUAUUAAAGGUCUUGAAGAUGCCAAAGUAAAUAUUUACUAAAAUACAGAAUAGUUUAAACAAGUACUUAAUCAUUUUGUAUUUGCAGAGAAACUUUAAUCAUCUAGUAGAUUAAACUAGGAUGAACUGACUCUUAUCCAAAGCUUUUGUAUUAACUCUCUAAUUACAUUCUUUCAAGUGAAAAAGAAAGCAAAUGUCUUCUAUGUAAUGCCCAAUGAUGUAUUUGAAUGGUUAUUUGUUGACUAAGAAUAUAAGAGUGGAAUGGUGAAAUCUAACUAUGAAAAUGUGAUUGAUUGUCUAAUGGAGAUUUUCAAAUAAAUGAAUAUAUUCUCGAUCAAUCAACUAGAAAUAAACAACGAUUAGAAUUGA